This is a messenger RNA of Suillus discolor, 1593 nucleotides long. RefSeq lists its product as uncharacterized. The record is from RefSeq and is a predicted model, not a curated record. NCBI's taxonomy places the organism in Eukaryota, Fungi, Basidiomycota, Agaricomycetes, Boletales, Suillaceae. Bases 1 to 1593 code for a protein of 530 amino acids. The transcript has 4 exons.
AUGUCUAACCGCCGGACGCCAGCUGAUGUCCAUCAAACUCAACCCGCAAUUCCUACCUCCGGAUCGAGCGAACAACUACAAGAUAACCAGCCUCGCGCUCAAGGACAUUCCCUUUCUUCUUCUUCUGCUUCUUUCCACCAAUCCACUUCCGUACCACCAACUACAGCUGACCAGCAGUGGUUUCCAGCAUCUCAGCAGAUGAUCGUCACCAGCUCUUCCUUCUAUGACCCUACUCAGGCCUCAGGCUUUACAGCCCAGCAGCCUUCCAUGAACGUCUGGAAUACCCAAUUCACAGGUCCGGGUGCCGAAUACUUUCACCGACAACACCCGACAUACCAGCAACCGUAUGACACCUUCGAAGGAGCAGAGACAAGCCAGUAUUCAUUUGCUCAAAACCAAGUUAGAGAGCAGCAGCAGCCUGAGCAGCAUUCACAACAGCGCCGCCUUAUACCCCCACGGCACUCGGCACAUGGUGGUUCCCGGACUUCUGGGUACUAUAGGCAGAGGAGCGCUGAAGGCCAGCAACACGCAGGUCAAUACUCACAGCUCCCUUCCGUUUCUCCCAAUCCUCCUUCAACCCAUCCUUCACCUCCUCAGCCCUCUCAACAGCCAACAGGCCAAGCCCUCGCUGCACAGCGUACAACUGAAUUAAUCACAGGUCAAUUCCUGCCAGCGCAAGCCGAACAGCAGUACCCGGCUCAGCAGCCCCAGCCCCAUUUCUCGCCCCCUCCUACCCAGUCCCAAUUCCAGAUCCAACAAACCCAGUUCCCGCCUACUCCACAGUUUUCCCAGAGUCAGCCUCAGGCUAGGCAGCAGAGUCAGUUUUCACAAUCCCACCAUCCUCGUGUCCCAUCGCAAUCGCACCCUCACGCUACAACGCAAUCGCAUACUCACGUCCCAUCGCAAUCUCGUGCCCACCCUCAUGUUCAGUCGCAUACCCAACCGCAACCUCAGAUUCACGCCCCUCCGAAUCCACCCCGACAGUCUCAACACUAUUCGGGACCAUCAGAUUCCUAUUACCUUCAGAGCGAUAUGUAUUAUGCAAUCAAUACGCAAGGGAAUCAGAGCCCCAUGCUUGGACUCCCGCGCUCACACGACUCUGUCUCUCCGGCCUCGUACGCAAGCCACCCUACGUCCUCCUCAUUCGACGAUUCGUCUUCGGGGCAUCUAGCCUCGUCUGUGAGCUCGGGUAACGUGCACAUGACUUCACAGGGCAUGGGCCAUGCUGCAACUUCGUCGAUCUCGACUGUCACCCCUGGGUCGCCGCCAAUGGUCGCAGCCCCACAGCAACAGCAACAGCAACAGCAACGUGCGCAGAUACGUCAACGCCCGAUUAUGCCUAUCACUGCGACAGCGACAGCGCCUCAGGCAGGUCCUGCACGGCCUCCAAUUGUACCGAAGCCGCCCGCUCCUCGCCCUGCAACAAACCGAAGGGCUCGUGCUCCAAAGCGACCAAGGCCAUCAACAUCCCAGGGCGGUGAGGGUAGGGGUGGGGACAGUGAUGAUGAUAGUGAUGACGAUGAUGUGGUAGAAUGGGCUGGACCAUCUGUGCCUCCACAAGGCGCGGCUACAGGGGUGGGUCAACGCAAGUGA